Molecule: messenger RNA, 2935 nt
Organism: Thunnus maccoyii (southern bluefin tuna)
Lineage: Eukaryota; Metazoa; Chordata; Actinopteri; Scombriformes; Scombridae
Gene: fam117aa
Product: family with sequence similarity 117 member Aa
Exons: 8
Coding region: 491-1699 (402 amino acids)
Source: RefSeq, a predicted model, not a curated record
UGAUCUACUACACGAGAUAGUUGCACAGGUUGAGCUGUUGUGUUGUCACUUUGCAGACAAGAGAAACUAACGUGUGAGAGAGAGGAGCCGCUGCAGCCGCUGUCCUCCUCAUACUGCACCGAUGAAGGAUAAUGCGCGAUCCGUUAUGAUGAUGCGUUGAGCUGCAAAAGCUUCACUCAGCUGCUUUUAUUUUAAUUUUUUUAAUUUUUUUUUUCAACUCGAAAAUAAAGCUGUGAGGCAACAAAAAUCAUGCGCAUCAUCACAAAAGAAACCUCAAGCUGGGUGCCCAACAAGAGGUCCCGAUCAGAGUUUUGGAUGAACUGAAUGCGGUCAGAGAAAGAAAGAGAGAUAGAGAGAGAGAGAGAGAGAGAGAGGAGUUCCUGCAAGCGACGGGGAGAAGAAAGAAAAGCAAAGCCGAGUGUGUGUUUUUAUAAGCGGGGCUCGGCUGCGGGAGCGGAGUUGAGGGGGUUGGUGUGGUGGUGGGGGGGUGAUGUCGGGCAGAAGUGGAGGGGCGCCUCGGGGGUGCAGCAACCCCAGCCUGCAGCCCCUAAGAGCCACAAUCCCAUACCAGCUCCAGAGGGGCUCCUCAGCUCUCCUCUGCAGAGAGGUCAAGACGGCCGACAGGACCACGGCUCGCCCGCCCAAACCCACCAUUCGCCGAACCCUGUCCUUGGACGCCAUCGUUGGACCCUACCUGCAGGGACAGUGGCCCAAGGAAGCCGACAGCACGGCCGUUACAUGUGUCAAUGACAAAGCCACACAGACUCCAAGUUCCUGGGCAGAGGAGACCCGGGGAAGGAGAAGUAUGGGUGGACACAAGCGCUCGGCGUCGUGGGGCAGCGCAGAGCACCUGAGGGAGGUGGCCAAGCUGAGGCAACAGCUGCAGAAGCGGUCCCGCCACGCGCCCCCCUCUGCAGGGUACGAGCUCCCCCACCAACCCCUGCCAGCGGGUCAUGCAGCAGGCAUCACUCAGACAAUGCCGCUCAUGCCACUGAACAGACUCGCCCCGCGGCUGCGACGUAGCGUCGAAGGCCUCAACUUGGAGCUGGAAGAAGUGUUUGUGUCCGAAAAAACCGACGAUCAGCAUGAGAUUUUGGAUAUACCAGAUGGCCACAGGGCUCCUGUCCCUGCCCAGAGAUGCAGCAGUGGCUCUCAGAGUGAGCCCUCCCCGGGGCCUCUGGAUCCUUCCCUCCUCUCUCCGUCUCAGUCGCCCUGUCCUCUAGAUCCAUCACUUCUGUCGCCUUCAAAUUCCCCUUGUCCCUUGAACCCAUCUCUUCUGUCUCCGUCACAGUCUCCCUGUCCCAUGGGAGAGCCAGAACCUGAGGACUGUGAGAUCCUGUGUCCUUCUCCGUCGACGCUGUUUCCUUCAUUUGCACUGGAUCCUCCUCUGCUGCAGCCCUGCUCCACCUCUCCUCGUCCCAACAAAACCUUCCAGCGCGAGCCGCCAGAAGGCUGCGAGCGAGUUAGAGUAUGCGAGGAAGCGAUGUCUGCCUGUCAGGAUGAGCCUCUCCUCCAGCCGUCCUGCCCCGACCCCAAUAAAGUCAACUUUACCCCCCACGGAGGCUCCGCUUUCUGCCCCGUCAGUCUCCUGAAGCCCCUCCUGCCCUCCAUGGACCUCCUCUUCCGAGGCCUGUCGGUCUCUCCCGUCACCGGCUGCCCGGGUCAAGCCUCUCCUACCAGGCACCUGGGCAUGCAGUAGAUGGACAUCUGAGCAGAACCUCUCUCAGGGACACGCCGCACUGCCCGGGGGAGUCCUUUAUACCUGGAGAAACUGGAUUUGUUUUUGUACGCAGGGUGCCAACGGAUACCUGCGGUCACCUGGGUCAUCACUGCUGUAACGCGCCACGAUCACUGUGAUCAAAAGAACGAACUUUGUGACUGUAAACAGUUGUCGCCGUCAUAUUUUAGACUGACUUUGGACUAAAAAUCUGGCUGCUUUUACUGAUUAUUUCUACCUGCAGGACUCUUGGAUUCAGCUGAUAUUGACUUCAUCAGCACUUAAACUGUCCCAGUAGGAUGACUGAGGUCUUGACAUUGUUCUAUGAAUAUUGUUUUACUCGUGUAUCAGCUGUUUGGACAAAGACUGCCAUCUGCUAGGGAUGUUUUCACUUUUAAUGUGAAAAUAAGUGAAUUUUCAGUCAGAAAGCCGGAGCACUUAGAACACACGAGUAUUACUUUCUCACUAUCCUUUACAAUUGAUUAAUAUCCUAGUGAAGCAUUGCGUGAGUUUAGAUGAACUUUCAGCUCAGUUUGAGAGAAUUACUUGAUGGGUUUGUUACUAAAAUUUCAUAAUCUGUUGGUUGAGGAAGAAUAUUUUUCUCACUAGGCCUCUAGUUUAUGGUGGGCUACUUUUCUACAGAUGUAUUUCUAGGAAGAUAUAUAUUUUUGUAUCUUUGUAAAGAGCGAGGAGGCUUGUGAUACUGCCCAUCUUUCUGUUUAGACUUUGGUGCUUUAAUGUUAUAAGCAGGAAAUGAUGUUUUAUUAGCUUUACUUGCCUACGUUGGGCUUUUUUUUUUCUAACCAAACUUUUGCGAUUUUGUCCACACUUAAGAGUUUUGAGCGAGUCAAACUGAAUUUGUGUUCAAUCUGAGUCUGUUUGUGGCUCCAAUCACAACUAAGUGUUAAUGUUUCAGUGUUAACUUUCAUCUGGCAGAAGUUGAUUUCUCUCUGCUGGAGUUCAUACGGAUCAAACAGUCUUUGUCGACGUGAUCCUGUGGAAUAAAAAAAAAUAUGACCAACAGUAAAAAUAUCAUAGCAUAAGAACAUGCUAAUGAACUAUUUGGUAAUGUUUGUCAGCUCUGUUUUGUCAGACGUGAUUAUGCACCCUUUUCUUUUUUUUAGUUUACAUUUUAAAAUGUUAAGUGUGUCAUUGCUAUUGUGAAGAAAAUAAAAUCCCAAAUGUUCUGGGUGUUCAGAUACGUUAGAGCUGAAACAA